AUGUAUCGCCAACUGGGUAUGGUGACAAGGACUGGGUACAAGACUAUUGCUGGUUAUCUGACACUGUUGCAGACAUGGAUUUACAAGUACUUCCCAUCCUUCCACCCCCAUCCUCGUCAAGCUGAUAUGCCUAACAAGACUAGGGUAGAGAUUUGGUCCCCACAGAAGCUAAUCCGUGAGCUGAGCAGACUAAUAGACUGUAGGAGUAUACUGGACUCCAUGACAGAGACACAGGUUUUCACCCACGCACCGCCUGAGAGGACAGUCAGACAGCUUGGUUUUGCACAGGCUAUUCCUCCCCCUACGUUGAGAUCCACCCAAGCUCUGCGACUGGCACAGAUUUCCUAUUCAGUGACAUUCGCUUCUCCGUCUAUGUACACGGAGAUGCGGAAGGUUGUCCCUGAGUAUAUCGACUGGUUUAGAGUGUCUUCCCACACAUUUCUCAUCCCCGGUGAAGGACCUACUACUGCGUUUUGUGCAGCGGAUAACAGAGUUGAAUACUUUGCAGCUGAAUUUCCAACUCGACUCGCGCCAUUGCUCAGGAUGUAUUACGCGUUGUGUUUGAUUCACUAA
Messenger RNA from Amaranthus tricolor (Joseph's coat), 573 nucleotides. RefSeq lists its product as uncharacterized. The transcript is spliced from 4 exons. NCBI's taxonomy places the organism in Eukaryota, Viridiplantae, Streptophyta, Magnoliopsida, Caryophyllales, Amaranthaceae. The record is from RefSeq and is a predicted model, not a curated record. Bases 1 to 573 code for a protein of 190 amino acids.